AUGGAGGAGGGCCCUGCGCAAGGGAAGCUGUCCAUCGCAGCGGCUUGCGCCCAGGGAUCUGGGCAUCUGCUUCCCAUCCUGAACAUCUGCACCGAGCUCUCCAAACGAGGGCACAAAGUCAAGGUGUACAUGCCGGACUUCGACAAAGAGAACACCGAGAAGUUGACUCGGAAAAGCGGAUCGGAGUUCGUCCCUCUGGACUCGCAAGGCAACACUGAAGAGGGCAUGAAAGAAAAAGCAAAUCAGAAGGGCACGAAUCAGUUCUUGCUCUGGGAAGAGAUUAUGUUGCCGGCUAUGAGGAGUGAGUUUUCAAAGAGCAGGCCAGAUGUGGUGCUAGCGGACUUCGCUUCGCCGGCAGGAGCUGCGAUGGCUGAGGAGAUGAACAUCCCUCUGGUGAUUAAUAUUCCAGGCCCUCUAACAGGAGCCCAUGUCUUCAUGGGAAUGGCCGAUCCAUCAACUGCCGUCAAUUUCCUCGGGUUGCACAUCGCGCGGCAGCGCCUGAGUAUUAUGGCUCUUGCCAGAUUUCUAAAUCUGAAGUCUUUCCGCACCUUGGGAUCAAAGAUGCGUCAUCAUGUUGGCAGAGGUGCGAUUGUGCUGGUGCAGACUGUUUGGGGACUUGACCAGACAACCCCGGUGUACCCCAAUAUCGUCGUGACUGGCCCCGUUCUACCACCAGCAGCUGACCUGCGAGAGAAGUUAGCCAAAGACCAUGGGGAGCUUUACAAGUUCCUCCGUGCGAGUGAGGGCGGUGCUGGUGUGGUGUACGUGACCACAGGAAGCCAGGUGAAGCUCUUCGACUGGCAGGUGCGGGCUCGGUACCAUGGCCUCAAGCGAACCAAGUUUCCAGUCGUUUGGAGCUUGAAGGAGGAGAUGCAAAAGCUCCUGCCCAACAAGGAUGACCCAGACUUCUUCAUCAGCAAGUGGACGCCCCAGGCUGAGUUGCUGCAAGACCCUGCCAUCAAGGUGGUGAUUACUCAUUGUGGGUGGGGUGGCACCUUGGAAACUUUGACUGCUGGGAAGCCAAUCGUGGCCAUUCCUUUUUUUGGUGACCAGCCGAUCAACGCGUCCCUCUUGAAGGAGCGGGGCGUGGUGGAGCCCAUCGGCAGGGUCCCGACGAGAGUUGGUGGCGCACCGAAUCCCUACAAAGAAGGCUGGAUGACGGAGGGCACCGUCUACGCAGCAGUGACCAAGGUCAUGAAAACCCCUUCAUACACAGAAGCGGCUCAGAAGCUGAUGAAAUCAUCCCGCGCAUCCGGUGGUGCGGCAGCUGCAGCACAGCAAGUGGAAUGGGCCGGGUGGUAUGGCACUGACCACAUGAAGCCCACCAACUUUGAUCAUGUGACGGGGUCAAAUCCGUUCAGCGGCUGUUUCGCCGGGCUUCUCGCCGUUGGCGCGUGCGCUGCUGCUGUGGUGUAUCUCAAAUGGGGGCUUCUAUCUAGUCUACUGUGA
This is a messenger RNA of Symbiodinium natans, 1449 nucleotides long. The record is from the annotation of a GenBank genome assembly. Lineage: Eukaryota; Dinophyceae; Suessiales; Symbiodiniaceae.